AUGAACUUUGAAGAGCUCUUGAGGGAAGUCGGAGGCUUUGGGCGAUUCCAGAUUUUAACACUGCUUCUGCUCUGCUUUCCAAGACUCUUGCUCCCCUUGCAUUUCCUGCUGCAUAACUUCCUAGCAGCCAUACCAGGACAUCACUGUGCCAUCCCACAUCAGCAACAAUUUGCCAAUCUUACUAAAGAAGAGGUGCUGAUUAUCAACAUUCCAAGGGAUUUUAAUGGAGCCUUCAGCUCUUGUGAGAUGUUUUCUGAACCUCAGUUUCACCUACUGCGUAACUCCUCACUUGAAUUGACCAAUGUAUCUGUCCAGAGCUGCCAGUAUGGCUGGAUCUAUGAUCAGUCCCAAUUCAUUUCCACAAUAGCCACUCAGUGGAAUCUGGUCUGUGAGCAUAAAAGCUUGAACCAAGCAACUGCUACCUUUUUCUUCUUCGGGGUGAUGUUUGGUGCUGUGAUCUUUGGAGACCUCUCGGACAGGUUUGGUCGGAAGAGAAUGCUUCUGGUGUCCUACUUGGGCACCCUCAUCUUUGGGCUACUGAGUUCUGCCUCAGUUUCCUAUAGUAUGUUCGCAGUGACGUGGACUCUGACAGGAAUGUCUAUCUGUGGACUCUCUAUCAUCGUGCUACCUCUGGGCAUGGAAUGGGUGGAUAUAGAACAUCGCACCAUGUUAGGGGUUAUAAGCAGCCUCUUCUGGAGUUUCGGAAAUAUGCUUCUUGCUCUGAUUGCCUAUUUGGUGCGGGAUUGGCACUGGCUGCUUCUCACCACCUCUCUUCCAUGUAUAGUGGGCAUCAUCUCCGUGUGGUGGCUCUCAGAAUCUGCUAGGUGGUUGUUAAUUAAAGGGAAGCUGAAAGAAGCUCACAGACAUUUAAAAAGAUGUGCCAGAAUGAACAGAAAAACAGACUUUGCUGACAAAAUAAAUCCUGAGGUAUGUCAAGACAUCCGUACCUAA
Messenger RNA from Pseudonaja textilis, 951 nucleotides. The record is from RefSeq and is a predicted model, not a curated record. Lineage: Eukaryota; Metazoa; Chordata; Lepidosauria; Squamata; Elapidae.